This is a messenger RNA of Syngnathus acus (greater pipefish), 1624 nucleotides long. RefSeq names its product proteolipid protein 1b (gene plp1b). Lineage: Eukaryota; Metazoa; Chordata; Actinopteri; Syngnathiformes; Syngnathidae. Gene Ontology annotation, molecular function: structural constituent of myelin sheath. The transcript has 7 exons. Gene Ontology annotation, cellular component: plasma membrane; myelin sheath. The record is from RefSeq and is a predicted model, not a curated record. Gene Ontology annotation, biological process: central nervous system myelination; axon development. The coding region runs from base 190 to 963 and encodes 257 amino acids.
UCCACCACCAGCAUCUCUCUUUAGCGUGGCGACGCCUGUGACCGUCGCAGAAGGAGAGCCGGACCAGCUUCAGGCGUCGAUACAAGCGGACAAGCGUUCACAUUGCAGAUGAAAUUAUUUCGUAGUACCUUGUAGACAGUUUUCAUCUCGGGGAACUUGCUUGUAGUGGAAUACAGGAUCAGAAGCAGGAUGUUUCCGGUCAGGCAGCCUUGGCUUUGCAAAGCCUUAGGUUGUUAUGAUUGCUGUAUCCGGUGCUUGGGGGCAGUGCCCUACCCAUCUCUGGUGGCCACCUUGCUGUGCUAUGUAGGCAUGGCUCUGUUUUGUGGCUGCGGGCACGAAGCCUUAACCCAGACCGAAGUCCUGGUCGAGACUUACUUCGCCCGCAAUGAGCAGGACUUUGAGAUCGUGGCUGACUUUGUGGAAUACUUCCAGUAUGUCAUCUACGGCCUGGCCUCAUUUUUCUUCCUCUAUGGUAUCCUGCUGCUGGCUGAAGGCUUCUACACGACAAGCGCAGUCAAGCAGACCUUCGGGGAAUUUAGGAGCACCCACUGUGGGCGAUGCCUCAGCCUGACGUUUAUCAUCGUGACGUAUAUCUUGGCCUUCAUCUGGCUGGCAGUGUUUGCCUUCACUGCUAUUCCGGUCUACUUCUUGUUCAACAUGGAGCAGACCUGCCACGACAUCAACAUCCUGGCUGAAACAACCCCCAGCAUAAAUCAGCACGGCUGGAUUUGCAUGGACGCCAGGCAAUAUGGGCUGCUUCCUUGGAAUGCGGUGCCGGGCAAGACUUGCGGAAUGACCUUGGCAUCUAUUUGCAAGACGAGCGAAUUUCACCUCACCUAUGACCUGUAUAUUGCUGCAUUUGCUGGUGCUGGAAUCACCCUCUUAGCAUUGAUUCUCUUUUUGGUUGCAACCACCUAUAAUUAUGCAGUCUUGCGGUUCCUGGGCAGGAAAGGCGUACGCUAAGGGCUCAAGCAUCACCUCCGUCGAUGGCGUCCUCUGAUUGUGAGAUGGACAGUCAAGAGCCAAUCCGGUUCCCUUGCUAGUACUGCAUCCGGUAACUUUCCUCACCGCUGUGUCUUGUACGCGAACAACUUACAAAGAGAUGAAAAUUCCCACCCUCCUCUGAUGAUUCUCUUGGCUUUGUUGUUCAUUUGUCUUUUUGGUGACGUUUAGUGCCAGCGCUAUUUUGAUGUGUGGCAUUUCAGGAAUAAUAAACAGCUCACCUUGCAAAGACUAACUUGCCUUUUAGCCCUUUCGGUGCUUCGUGAAAUAUGCAUUGGGUGCAUGAUAAUGAGUUGGCUGCGUGUGUAUGGAUUGUGUGCUUUGAAAGUGAAUGUACCAAAGUUGUCUGCAGCGUUUUGUUGUAUCAGCCUGCCCACUGUCACUCACGUAAUUGCUUUGUUUAAACACCACUGUGUGGGGGCGAAACAAAGCCAUGUAUUGGAUAUUGGAGGUGAUGCCUCUAAUGCUUACAAUAACAUUUCCAUCUAUAAACUCUGUUAAACCCGUCCGCCCGCUCUGAAACUUGAGCUUUGUCAUGUGUGGGCAUUUACAAAGAAAUUAACUUGGGUGAGUUUACUGUAACCUCAAAUUGCAUGUUUUCAAUAAAAUUGUGUUUAAUCAA